GGAAGAUUUGUGCCUCGAAAGGGAAGAUGCACGAACAGAGACAGGAUUGUGCUGCAUUUCAUUCGACACUCGAGAAACCAUGGCUAGCAUCUUUGGUUUUUGGAACUAGAAAAAAAGUCCGUUAAAAGGGAAUGUCAAUUCUAACAAAAGACAUGGACGUUUGGGGAAUUUAGAUCUGAGAUAUUGUUGAGCGCUAAACGAACGAGCCUUUCAACGGAAUAAGCGCUUGUUUGUUUUGACAGCUCUGCAUUUGCAGUGUAUUUGAUAUAUUUAACUAUUGAACGACUCGAACGUGUAUCCUCUAAAUUAUAGUGUGAAGAAGCCAUUGUUGGGUAGUUCACGGUUUUGCAUCGGCGGAAAGAGCCACGUCACAUCGUGUGAACGUCAACGUUUGAACAGCAUUGCUCCUUGGUCCCCUAACAUCAACUAAAGAUCACGGACAUUUGGCAAUUAUGGCUCCGAUGGGUAUCCGCCUGUCCCCUUUUGGCGUGGCCGUCUUCUGCCUUCUAGCAAUCGGCAUUUUAUAUCAUAUUUACGCCGGGGUUAUCUCCAGCAGACUGGCUGCUUUCAGUCAAAGGAAGAACAUAGAUCUGAGAGAACUUUUGGCAGUAUCGGUGGAGGCUGCAGUACUUGGAGGCAAACAAGUGACAAAAGUACGUGAGGAAAACAGUCUGAAGGAGCAGUCAAAGGGGAAGACAAAGGAGGGGGCCAGUGAGCUUUUGACCAUGGGGGACCUACUGUCUCAUCGAAAAAUGUACAACCUUAUGAGGAACACCUUCCCAGAGAUCACGGUGAAUAGUGAGGAACAUGACAACGUGGUUGAUAAAACCACAAUCUGGAGCCGGGACAUUCCAGCAGACAUACUAAAGAAGAUCGAAGGGCGCAAGGAAGUUCCUGCCGACAGUGUCACUGUAUGGAUUGAUCCUUUAGAUGCCACGCAGGAAUACACAGAAACAUUGGUCAAGUAUGUGACAACAAUGGUAUGUGUGGCUGUUGGAGGUAAACCAGUCAUUGGUGUAAUACACCAGCCAUUCACAGGCUUCACUGCAUGGGCGCUUGUGGAUCAGGGAUCCAAUAUGACUCCUCGCUCAUCCUAUAGUGUUAAUCCUCCUAAAGUAAUUGUGUCCCGUUCCCAUUCAGGGAAAGUUAAAGGCUUUAUUCACAAUGCGUUCGGCAAUAACACCACAAUUAUAGAAGCAGGAGGAGCAGGCUAUAAGGUCCUGUCACUCUUGCAGAUGCCUCCAAGUGACAAGGAGCCAAUGGACCAGGCAGAUGUUUACAUUCACAUAACUUUCAUCAAGAAAUGGGACAUCUGUGCCGGUGCAGCACUACUAUCUGCACAUGGGGGCCACAUGACAACUCUCAAGGGAGAAGAGAUUGACUACAGUGGGACCCCUCUUAACAAAGGAGGACUGGUGGCCAGCGUAGGUAUUGACCAUCAGGCCUUGUUGGAAAAGCUGCCAAACUGGGAUCCCGAUAAGCAGUGAAAGCCUGAAAGGUACUGGUAAUUUGGUCAGACUUUGUAUAGCCAUCAUUUCCCAGGCCUUCUCUUCUAGAGAGGGGUUGACAACAAACAUUAACAGACUUCAUGAGGAGCACAACUUCAAUCAGCCACAAUUCAAUAACAGGAACCCAACAGAGCCAACUUUGCUGAUGGGGCGCCACACUUCAACAUGAAUAUAGUGUAUAGUUGCAGCUUCAUGAACUGGUACAUUUUAUGGAACAGUAACGAAAAUUUACACUGCUAUGUUAAUUCAGUCUUGGAAUACCUGGAUUAUGUGCUGCAUCAGUCCCUUCUGCUUCCCAUGUUUUAGUGAUGGUGUUUGUCCUCCUUGAAUUUGCAUGGACAUGAAUGUUACUUUUCCUCACUGUCUCCUCCUACAUUGGAAAUGGACACACUGAAAAGUAUUCCUUAGAUGGUUUAUAAUUGCAGAAGUACUGAUACCGUGUUAAACUUCCUGCAGUGCUUGUUCAUUUUUUUUUUUUAAUUUGCUACUUUGUGAUGUCAAUGUCUUAAACAUUGCAUCUACAGUGUGACAUUUUUACUUGAAUCAGUUCAUAACUAAAACACUGUUGGUCUCCAUUGCACACUGGAUACUACUGGCAUUCCUCACGCCACUUUUGGAUUGAGCUGCUGCCAGUUUUCUUUUAAAAUGGUAUUAGAUUUGCAAAUGGAAGUAAAUAUACAGAUCUUGAGUGUUGUGGAUAUUCUGUCAUUCCAAAAUGACAGACCUGGCAUGAAAAUCCACAUCCGUGUUUUGAACAAGUUACCUACUGCUAUACCUGUUGUCUAUUUAAGUUUUUUUCUCACCAAUUUUCAAUUCAUAUUAGAAGAAUGUGUCUUGUGUGCUUUUUUUUGUUUGUUAAAAAUGCUGUCAAAUGUUAUUCAUUCAAACCGUUAAGUGAAAUUAAAGUGCAUUGUUUAGUAUCUCUGAGGAAUACUUAAGACAGCAGCUUAAACAAUAAAAAAUUCUGAGAAUAUGUCCAAA
Messenger RNA from Corythoichthys intestinalis (scribbled pipefish), 2489 nucleotides. RefSeq names its product 3'(2'), 5'-bisphosphate nucleotidase 2 (gene bpnt2). Gene Ontology annotation, molecular function: 3'-nucleotidase activity. Gene Ontology annotation, biological process: phosphatidylinositol phosphate biosynthetic process. The transcript is spliced from 8 exons. The record is from RefSeq and is a predicted model, not a curated record. Gene Ontology annotation, cellular component: endomembrane system. Lineage: Eukaryota; Metazoa; Chordata; Actinopteri; Syngnathiformes; Syngnathidae. The coding region runs from base 453 to 1487 and encodes 344 amino acids.